UGCGUGUUUUUGUUGUGCUUGCGGGCCGCAAGUGUUUUUCCUAAACAUUCGUACGUCCUUUCUCGCAGCCUGGACGGCAGGAGUUGAUCCCUUUCGGAGUUCGCGAGUCGCGUUUUUUCCCUGGACCCGUUUUAUGGUUAAAAGUUUGAGUGGAAAAUACAACAGACGAGAGUCGUACGGUCGCGUGUGAACGUCCCCCUCGUAUCCCUUGAGUCCUUUCCGUGAAGUCCCUUGCGCCAGGAUUGGUUGUGGUCCUUUAUCUCCCCCGGAUUCUGGGCUGAUUUCGCGAAGUGUGAAAAUUUUCCUCGGAAAAGCACAGAAUUUUGAGUGGUGGUCUGAAAGGAAGAAAAAAGUGCGUGAAAUGUGCUGAGUGUGAGAGAAUCUUCACUUCUGCAGAGGCCUACACGCUGCUUUUCAUUGUCCCGACACGGCCUACUGCGGUGUUGUGUGUCCUUUCUUCUGGCCUGGCUGGAUGUUCUAGAAGAGCUCGCACGCAAAGCAACCCGGAGAUGCUGUGCGUGUUUUGGUGUGUGUAGUAGACGUAGGCUCUAGUUAGGAUACUUUCUUCCUUUACGCGAAAUUUCGUCUCUGAAAGCCCUGCACUGUUGUUACAACUUGUUACAGGUGUAGCGCGCGCAACAGGACCACUCUCGUCACCGUUGGCCAACCCCCGGUUGUGCGGAAAUGAAUUAGCCCAUGUAAACAAAGUAGAUAGUGCACCCCUAAGCUAAUACCCCUCAGUAACCUAGGAUAAGACAAUAUCUCAGUCACGAUAAAAAAGUAUCAAACGAAAUAUUGUGCAUUUCGUUCAAAAAACGAAGAAUCCUCGUGCGGUGAUUAGCGAAAUUUUGGCCCAGUUUCCUCGGUCCCCCCACAGCACGUGUGUAUGUGUGUGUAGCCUACUAAGAACCCGUGGUGUGUGUGCGUGUGUGCGAAUCUGUGUCAACAGUGGUCCCGACCCGACCAAGAUCACCACACGAGACUCACCGACCGCGACCGAGAGAGUCAAGUAGGCUCUGAGAAUUUUCGCGAGAUAAAUUGGCGGAGCAACAACUAACAACAAGAGAGAGUUAGCAGCAGCAGCAACAACAACAACACCCCCUCGUUUCCCCACCCUUCCUAGAACAAAAGAAAAGCGUGGAAAGCGGAAGAAGAGGAAAAAGAAGCGAAAAUGUCGGCGAACGAUGCAAACUUUAUGCUGUUUCCCAGCAUUAGCGAUUGUUCCUACGUUUCGUGCUACUGUGAGGAGAACGUGUGGAAGCUGUGCGAGCAGGUGAAGAAGACACAUCCGGCGGAACUGUCCCGGAGCUACGCCGUGUUCGUGUCGAACGAGCGGCGGACGGUGCCCCUGUGGCGGCAAAAGGCCGGCCGCGGCGACGAAAAGCUCGUGAUAUGGGACUACCACGUGUUCUACAUGCACAACCCGUCGCCGAACCGGUGUCUGGUGUUUGACCUGGACACGACGCUGCCCUUCCCGACCUACUUCCACAAGUACGUCACGGAGACGUUCCGCUCGGACUACGCGGUCACGCCCGAACAUCACAGAUUCUUCAGAGUCAUACCGGCGGAGAAAUAUCUGGCGGAGUUUUCAUCCGACCGGAGACACAUGCGUAGACCUGACGGAUCGUGGAUAAAGCCUCCGCCCUCGUACGCGCCCAUUCAGACAAGCACCAACACCCACAGCCUGGACGACUUUAUCUGCAUGAAGCCGGGCAAGGGCCCGGGCAGCGUGUACGAUCUGCUCCACUUUGUGCAACAGUUCUACAAACCGCCGGACCGGAACAUCACCAAAACGCAGAACUAAAUUACGCUUACCGGGAAGGAGGAGGGAUAAUUCGUAGUAGUUAAGCAGACGGUAAGAAGAAGAAGAAACUUUAUGGGGUGGGAAGAAGAGCAAACUAUUUCAAUGUAAUGCGCGCGUCCAGAAAACAAGAAAAAAAUCAUGUCAGCGACAGGUGGUUGCAUUUGAAUCGUAUGUUUUUAGUGUUAUAAAUUAUUACGCAGCAGCGAUUAGCAAAUCAUUGCUGAGAGAGAAUGGUGAGGAUUACAAAUAAAUUGAUUAUUAUAUUCGAUAUAUUAUACAAACACGAAAACAAAAAUGUUAGGUAACGAAAUAAAGAGAGUGCGAAAAAAAUGCUGUAUUUAAUGGAGUGAAGAAAUUAGGCAAAUUAAUUCCAGAGGAGCUAAUUAUUUGUUACAACAAAACUAUGGCAAAGAAUGAAUUGAG
Molecule: messenger RNA, 2227 nt
Organism: Culex quinquefasciatus (southern house mosquito)
Lineage: Eukaryota; Metazoa; Arthropoda; Insecta; Diptera; Culicidae
Gene: tun
Product: protein N-terminal glutamine amidohydrolase
Exons: 5
Coding region: 1172-1804 (210 amino acids)
Cellular component (GO): cytosol; nucleus
Molecular function (GO): protein-N-terminal asparagine amidohydrolase activity; protein-N-terminal glutamine amidohydrolase activity
Source: RefSeq, a predicted model, not a curated record